AUGGACGAGGCGUACGGAACGAGAACUGUUUUGAAUUCCUCCCGACUUGAGGAGGAUCCAAAAUACGCCAUGAACCCAGUGGACCUCCCGCAUAACAGCAUGAACGCAAACUAUAUGAUGAAUGGAGCAGUGUUAACCAAUGGCUACAGUCCUAGUGACUAUGUCAUUAACAGAGAAAGCUAUCCACCUGACAUGAUGCCACAAUUUAACAUAGAUCAGGGGGCAAACCCAUACAACAACACAAUGCCAAUGAACAGUAUCAUACAUACAGAUCCAAAUGACUCCAUAAGCAUGCAAGGAAUGAAGACAGGUCUGGAUACGACAACCGGAUUUGAUAGUUACACAAAUUUGAUGAAUUAUAACAACACACAGAACACCAUUCAAGCUAACCAAGUCCCAUUGAACUUCAACGAUUAUCAUUCUGGGGAAGAUAUGAUGUACAUGAAUUACCCAAGCACAGGUGAUCACUUCUCCCCUGACUAUCUUAACACAUUCCCAGCGAAAGAAACGGAUCCUAUGACUUAUGCGAACAAUUUUAGCAUCCCCAAUGGAAAUUUCAACACCAUGCUGAGUGAAAAUAAUAAUUACAAUUAUAAUAGCAUGCCUUACUCUAUGCCCAUCUUUGAAAAUAUGAAUAACCCUCAGAUGUACAUGCAGCAGAUGAAUCCCAAACAGGCUGUCCUCCCUGGCCCGACGCCUAAAAUGGACCAUACCUGCAGCAUUAGGAAAAUGCCUGCCGUUAGCAAGAGGAAGAUUAAGGCGAAGAAAUUUUUCCCAUGCUGUUAG
Messenger RNA from Plasmodium inui San Antonio 1, 786 nucleotides. RefSeq lists its product as hypothetical. NCBI's taxonomy places the organism in Eukaryota, Apicomplexa, Aconoidasida, Haemosporida, Plasmodiidae. The coding region runs from base 1 to 786 and encodes 261 amino acids. The record is from RefSeq and is a predicted model, not a curated record. The transcript has a single exon.